AUGAUGGUGGCAAUGGGUUUUGGAUUUGAGUGUCUCACGGCGAUCAACUCUCACUUGGUCACAGCUCAGUGCUUCUGUUUUGUGGACGACACGGACGUUAUUGAGGCAGGGGCGUCAGUCAAUCACUCCGGCAAGGGCAUCUGCCCAUCGAUCCAGGCGGCUGCGUCCAUGUGGGCUGAAGGAAUCAGCGCUACCGGUGGAGCGAUCAACCCGGACAAGUCCUUUUGGUGGUUGAUCGACUUUGCUUGGGACGGCAGGGAGGGACAAUGGACAUUCAGGAAGAAGAAUCAGUUGUUGCCGGACCACCGGCUUCAGAUUCCGGGCUUGUCCGGCAAAUUGGAAUAUCUCCGUCGCCUUGAGCUGGGGGAGGCAGAGAAGACAUUGGGAGUAAUGCUUGCGCCUCUCGAGGACCAGAAGGCCCAUGUUUCACAUCUGAAGGGUAUUGCCAAACGGUGGGCUGAACAAGUUCGAUCUGGUCACCUUCACAAA
This is a messenger RNA of Cylindrotheca closterium, 489 nucleotides long. The record is from the annotation of a GenBank genome assembly. NCBI's taxonomy places the organism in Eukaryota, Bacillariophyta, Bacillariophyceae, Bacillariales, Bacillariaceae.